Molecule: messenger RNA, 1772 nt
Organism: Quercus lobata
Lineage: Eukaryota; Viridiplantae; Streptophyta; Magnoliopsida; Fagales; Fagaceae
Product: hemerythrin HHE cation-binding domain protein
Exons: 3
Coding region: 278-1351 (357 amino acids)
Source: RefSeq, a predicted model, not a curated record
GUACAUAUUUUGCUAUCUACCCCUCUCUGCACCACUGUCAUUCAAUAAGAAACAAAGAAAUAUAUAUAUAGUCAGAAAUACGUCUUCUAUAUUUCCUACAUCCUUUGAAUCAGUCCCUUCCAUAACAAGCUGCUCCAUCCAACCACCCUAUUUAUAGUCUCAUCAAACCCCCAAAUUCAAUUCCUUUCUCAACUACCCCCACCCCAUCUCUUUCCUCCAUUUAACGCCUCCGUUUCGCACUCUCACUCACUCUGCCUCUCGCUCGCGCAUUUUAACGAUGAUAAAAAAGUGGAAUUGCUUUCGUAAAAAGUCUAAGAAAUCGACGGCCGAGAUUGUCCCCCAUGACGUCAUCCUCAACAACGGCAUCACCACCACCACCACCGGUACUACCGCCUGUACCGCCGCCGCCGCUGUCGUCUCCACCAAAUCUUCGACCGUCCGAUUAUACGGCUCACCGACCAGCGUCCCCGCCGCCUACAUCCGAUUCGCCCUCCUCCACAAGGGCGUCUCGGUCCGGUUCGUCCCCUCCGACACGCCGAAUUUCGGGUCCGACGCGCCGGUUCUCCAAAUCGGGUCCGAGACCGUGUCGGGCUCACUCGAAACGGUUCUGCGUUACAUUGACGCGCGGUUUCCGCACCCGCCUCUGGGGGUGAGGAGCUGCGACGAGGAGGACGAGGAGGAGGAGGAAACGACGCCGUUGGUGGUGAGGGCGAUUGCGCUGCAGCACAAGAGCAUGACGUGGCACGUGGAGAGGCUGGUGAGGUGGGUGGAGGAUCUGGCGACGCGUGGAGGGAAGGGGAGUGUGGAUCCGACGGUGGGGAGCCCGCGCAUGGAGAUGAAGAAGCUCGCGAGGAGCUACUCGGAGCUGCUGGAAGUGUUGUUGGAGCACGCUCAGAUGGAGGAGAGAGUCGUGUUUCCGAUCUUGGAGAAGGCUGAUCGAGGAAUAUGUAAAGCUGCAAACGAGGAACAUGCAAGGGACCUACCCAUCAUGAAUGGUAUCAAAGAAGGCAUUAAAUCUAUUGGAGUUAUGGACUCAGGGAGCCCUGACUACCAAGAGGCUCUCUCCAACCUUUCCACUAGGCUUAAAUCAUUGCAGGAGAAUUCUAAACAGCACUUCAUGGAGGAGGACAAAGAUUUACUACCUUUCAUGGAGGCAGUGGAGCUCAACAAGGAGCAGCAGAAGAGGGUAUUGGAGCAGUGUUUGGAUGUCAUGCAAGGGACUCACUCACAUUUGUUUAAUUUUCUUCUUGAAGGUCUCCUCCCUUGCGAAGCAAUGCAAUACUUGGACUUGUUCAUUAGCUGCAAUGACAGAGAACAAACAGCCUCCACGCUAAAAUUGAUAAUUGAUUAAGAUCCAAUUUUUGUCUUUGAUAAUAUAUAUAUAUAUAUAUAUAUAUAUAUAUGCAGGAAUAAGACACUGGAUAUAUCAUGUUCAUAGAAAGUAGAAAUAAUGAGCGUUAUCUUUUUUCAUUUCUUACAUAGUUGAAAGAAAUGGUAUAGUUUUGUGAUGUUGGCAUGGCCUGUGGGCUGUGGGCAUACUAUGUAGAGUCUGGUAUUGUAGUUUAGAAGGAUUUUGGGUGGUUGGAAUUGCUGUGGUGUUGAUCGGGAGAGGGAUGUGAUGAUGUUGAAUUGAUGUUACAUAACCUGGUCAUUAUGCUCUCAAGGAAUACGUAUUGAAAAUGAGCUUGUACAGAAGUUGAAUUAAAUUUAGAUAGAAUGGUACCUUUUGAAGUUGAUGGGGGAUAAAUAAAAGGUGGAAGUGAUUUCAUGAU